AUGGAUUCUGGCAAGACCCCGAUAGAGCCAGCCGAAGGGACGCCUGAAUCGGACGAGUUCGACUUUGUCUCGGACUGGGACAAGCUGAGCAUACCGCCUCGCGACGCAGGGUCGAACGUAUGGCAACAUGUGUAUGAGGGCGGUCGGAGGUACCAUUUAUACAAGCAUGGCCGGUAUCCGAUACCCAACGACGAAACGGAGCAAGAUCGGGAAGACAUGAAGCAUGCUAUGAUGAUGGAACUCUGCGACGGAAGCCUGUUCUAUGCCCCGAUAGGGGACUUUCCCAAGAAGAUCAUGGACAUUGGCACCGGGACUGGUAUCUGGGCUAUCGAAGUUGGUGAUUUGUUUCCGGACGCGGAAAUCCUUGGGACUGAUUUGUCUCCCAUUCAGCCGGAAUGGGUACCGCAAAACGUUAGGUUCAUGGUGGACGACUGCGAGGACGACUGGCUGAACGGCUUCGGGUGGGACUUUGUCCAUCUCCGUCAAAUGUCCGGGAUGGUCAGGAAUAUCGAGAAAGUCAUUCUUCAGUCUUUCGAGCAUAUCAAACCUGGGGGCUGGAUCGAGCUCCAAGACCUGCACGUUCGAGUCAACUGCGAUGACGGCUCCAUGCCCAUCGACGAUCCUCUAAAGCGUUUCUACACCAUUGUUUUCGAGGCGCUCGCAAAGCAAGGGCUGGACUGCGACAAGCCCAAGAAUCUCAGGCACACGCUCGAGCGCGCUGGCUUCGUCAACAUCCAGUGCGUCAGGAAGAAGGUCCCCAUCGGCGUGUGGGCAAAAGACCCCGCGUUACGGAUAGUCGGGCACUAUAUGAAGACCGCCAUCCUCGACGUCAUCCCGGCGCUUGCAGGCAAGCCGUUCGAGGACAUUCAGGUCUCCAAGGUCGAGAGCGCCGUUUGGCUGGCCAAGCUCAGGCAAUCACUGGAAGACACCAACGUCCAUCGGUACUUUACCUUCUUUUUCUGGUUCGCACAGAAGCCGCUGCCAUGA
Molecule: messenger RNA, 987 nt
Organism: Thyridium curvatum
Lineage: Eukaryota; Fungi; Ascomycota; Sordariomycetes; Thyridiales; Thyridiaceae
Exons: 5
Coding region: 1-987 (328 amino acids)
Molecular function (GO): methyltransferase activity
Source: RefSeq, a predicted model, not a curated record